Molecule: messenger RNA, 2150 nt
Organism: Salvelinus namaycush (lake trout)
Lineage: Eukaryota; Metazoa; Chordata; Actinopteri; Salmoniformes; Salmonidae
Product: arrestin domain-containing protein 4-like
Exons: 8
Coding region: 1-1209 (402 amino acids)
Biological process (GO): protein transport
Cellular component (GO): plasma membrane; cytoplasm
Molecular function (GO): ubiquitin-like ligase-substrate adaptor activity
Source: RefSeq, a predicted model, not a curated record
AUGGCUGACAAAGUGAAGGUAUUCUGUAUCAUGUUCAACAAUGAAGACAAGCGUGAAUACAGUGCUGGUGAAGUGCUAUCUGGACACGUUGUGGUCGAGGUGUCUACAGGUGUGUCGGUACAAAUCAAAGCUGUCAAAAUAUCGACCAGAGGAUGUGCCCAGGUCUGUUGGGGUGAAGGGACUCGACAAGCAUCAUCACCGAGCAGUGCUGCUAUAGCAAACACAUCAUCUCAUUAUGAGCGGGUGGAAUACUUCUGCAUAUCUCAAACUCUCAAAGAAACACCAGAUGGUGAGGAAUUCAUCAGUCUUGAUGAAGGGCAUUAUGAGUUCCCCUUUCAUGUGGAGCUCACUCAAACGCCCCUUGUUACCUCUUUCAAGGGGAAGUAUGGGAGUGUUUGCUAUGAGGUGACAGCUGUAUUACAGAGGCCCUUGAAUCAAGAUCAAACUGUCAACAGAGAAUUCUCUGUUAUCAGCCAUGUUGAUGUCAAUUCCCCAUGGUUACUGUCCUCUGUGUCUACAAACAACAACAAGAUGAUUGGCUGUUGGAUUUUUACCUCAGGCCCCAUCUCUCUGAAUGUCAAUAUCAACAGAAGGGGCUACUGUAAUGGAGAGUCAAUCCCCAUCUAUGCUGUGAUUGAGAACUGUUCUUCUCGACUCAUCGUACCUAAAGCAGCUAUCUACCAAAUCCAGACCUUCAUGGCAAAUGGCAAAACAAAAAGUCAUACAAAGUUGGUUGCCAGUGUGAGGGGUAACCACAUUCCAUCAGGCUGCACAGACACCUGGAAUGGAAAAACACUGAAGAUUCCACUUGUCUCUGCCUCAAUUCUCAACUCCUCAGUCAUCAGAGUGGAAUACUCCCUGGCAGUCAUGGCACAGAUACCAGGUGCUAAGAAACUCAAGGUGGAGCUUCCCAUUGUGAUUGGCAGUAUACCAUACAAUGGCCUUGACAGCAGAAGCUCCAGCUUGAGCAGUCACUUCAGCAUGGACAUGAGCUGGCUCGCACUGGCGCUUCCUGAAGUGCCUGAAGCCCCCCCUAACUAUGCGGAUGUGGUGUCUGAGGAAGAGUUUGAACUGCACAGCCCCUCUUACACUCAGUCCGAGGAGUUGGAGAGACAGCUUGGUGGACCAGCCUUUGCUUACAUCCAGGAGUUCAGGUUCCAGCCUCCACCGCUGUACUCUGAGGUUGAUUCCCACCCAGUCCAUAGCUAGGCUAAAUGUUAAGCCUCUACAUCAUCUGUUAAAGAACCAAAGUGAUGCUUUCAAAUUGCAAUGUUGCACAAUAUUUAUAUUGUGGUGGAAAGAGUGUAAUAUAGAGUGAUCAAGUCUUGAACUAAUUAAACUUUGGAUUCAAAAGCAGAUUAACAGUAUUUUUUGAAUGAUUAUAUACUAGGCUGUGUUGAGAAAUGGAGCCUACUCUUUACAUGACUGUUAUUAGAAAGGGAAUUACUGCACAGCACAUUGUUGUAGCAGGUGGGUGCAACAUAAUACAAGAUAAGGUGUGUUAUCUGCUGUAUAUAAUGUAAAGCACUUUGAGAGCUACUGAAACAGGUUUUGUUGUUGAAAUCUACAAUAGAUUUAUUCCUGUAUGUAGUGAAUCCUUUCCUGUUCAGGGUGUAUAAUAUAACAUGUGCAUUCUUUUUGAUACAUUAACUAACAAUACAUGUUCAGGGUGUAUAAUAUAACAUGUGCAUUCUUUUUGAUACAUUAACUAACAAUACAUGUUCAGGGUGUAUAAUAUAACAUGUGCAUUCUUUUUGAUACAUUAACUAACAAUACAUGUUCAGGGUGUAUAAUAUAACAUGGGCAUUCUUUUUGAUACAUUAACUAACAAUACAUGUUCAGGGUGUAUAAUAUAACAUUGGCAUUCUUUUUGAUACAUUGUAACUAAAAAGUUGAAAAUGUCUGAACAGAAACUGUAUUAUGCUUUGAUAGUUCGUGGAUAUUUUGACCUUGGAGUUGUUCCUUCUCAGAAUAUAUUGCCUUAUCUGAAAUGUAACUGAUGUUGAGUUUUGUGAGAAUUGUGAGUGCCUAGGGAAAACCUUGGAUCAUGCAGUGUUGUGAAUGUUUAUCAGGUACAGACGUAUGUAUGUUAGUUAUCAUGUUGCUAUUUACCAGUUUAUCUAUUGAAAUGUAUACUUUUGCAGGAUGAA